GGGCUGGAGGAGGGAGGAGCCGGUGAACUGGGUCACAUGGUCGCGCACUGCUCGCCUCGCUCGGAACAGUCGCUGCAGACAGACAUCAGUCCUCUACACACCGGAGCGGUAACGUUAGACCCCGUGAGACACCGCGUACCCGACUAAACCUCUGACUGGAACCAGGGCGAAAACGUCUCCCUCGCUAAAGAGAAGAACGACGCAUCGGAGGAGAAAAAGAAAAAAAAAACUGCCACCUGACAGCGGUGUCUGAAAAACUUAAUGCUUCGGUUUGAUACGCGAGAUUUGUUCCCCCCACUGUGAGACCGAAUCUCGCCCGGACUGCUGCCUCCGACUGUAGCUUUUUACGGCGUCUGUCGCGUUUGAAGCAGGUUUGAAGGCGUCGUCGGUUGUAGAUGUUGUAGCAGUUUCUCCGCCUACAUCAAUCAGCGACUUUUCAGUUGCUGAACACUAAAACAGAAAAACGGCUUCGGCACUGAGGUAGCAGAGGAGGAAGCCCCCCCUAAACUCAUAGGACAUGGAGUCAACCAAAGCUGGAGGCGUAAUAGCCUAUAUCAGCUCCUCCAGCUCUGCCUCCAGCCCCGAGUCGUGUCACAGCGACUCUUCCAACGGCAGCUACCAGUCGGCCUCGCCGCCCCGCGGAUCUUCACCCAGUCAGCUGAGCCAGCCGGUCGACCCCACACUCGCUUCCAGCGGUCCAAACCUGCCAGGGACUCAACGAAGCGGACGCUCCUCGUCCAGUGCAAAGUGCGGCAUCACCAAAAUCAACGGCCUGGUGCUGCUGUGCAAGGUGUGCGGCGACGUGGCCUCCGGUUUCCACUACGGAGUCCACGCCUGCGAGGGCUGCAAGGGCUUCUUCAGGAGGAGCAUCCAGCAAAACAUCCAGUAUAAGAAGUGCCUUAAGAAUGAGAGCUGCCCCAUCAUGAGGAUCAACAGGAACCGCUGCCAGCAGUGCCGCUUCAAGAAAUGCCUGAUGGUGGGCAUGUCCCGAGACUCUGUGCGCUUUGGCCGGAUUCCCAAGCGUGAGAAACAGCGCAUGCUGCUGGAGAUGCAGAGUGCCAUGAACAACAUGAUGAACAACAGCCAGCUGCAGAGCCAGCUGCACAGCAGCCAGACCCUGCCCAUCGCCAAACCGCUGCCGGCCAGCGCCACUGAACCUACCUCCGAGGAUGCCGGCCCCGCCCCCUCCUGCUCUCCUUCAUCCUCCCCACGUUCCACCCAAUCGGAUUCCAGCUCUGACCCUGAGCCUGCCGUCGCCAUGGACACCAGCCCCAGCUCGGCCUCGCCCAGCGCCUCGGACAGCGGCGAGGAGGAGGUCAUCGGCUCGGUGACCAGGGCUCACCAGGAGACCUUCAUGUACAACCAGGAGCAGAGCAGCCUGACAGGGGAGGCCUCGCCACCCACCGGCCCCCUCAACAAUGGCGUUGCCAACAACACUAGCAACCAGCGGACAGAGGAACGGCAGGACGCCUGGAACCUGCGCAACAACCUGAUCACCGUGGCAGCCAAAGAGCCGACCCCGAGCGCGGGCCCUCAGGAUCAGAAGGAAAGCAAACAGUGCCCCUUCAGGCCGUCCAGGAGCGCUGCCCCCAGCCACUGUCCAGCUUACGCUCACAGAGCUUUUAGAUCUCCACCCACAGAGGUCCAUGCUAAUGGAGCCUACAGCGGGCCCAUAUGGAGAGGAGGCAACAGGAUGCAUCUGGUUUGUCCUAUGAACACAUCUCCCCAUGUGGACCCUCAGAAGUCUGGCCACGAGGUGUGGGAGGAGUUCUCCCACAGUUUCACCCCUGCCGUCAGGGAGGUGGUGGAGUUUGCCAAAAAGAUCCCAGGCUUCAGAGACCUGUCUCAGCAUGACCAGGUCAGCCUGCUGAAGGCCGGCACCUUUGAGGUGCUGGUGGUUCGCUUUGCUUCACUGUUUGAUGUGAAGGACCGUACCGUUACCUUUCUGGGAGGGAAAAAGUACAGCAUUGACACCCUGAGGGCCAUGGGGGCCGGAGAUCUCCUCAACUCCAUGUUUGACUUCAGCGAGAAGCUCAUGAACCUGGGCCUCAGUGAGGAGGAGAUGAGCCUGUUCACUGCCGUGGUUCUGGUCUCUGCAGAUCGCUCCGGCAUCGAGAACGUGAACUCCGUGGAGGCCCUGCAAGAGACGCUGAUCCGCGCCCUGCGCAGCCUCAUCACCAAGAACCACCCCAACGAGUCGGCCAUCUUCACCAAGCUGCUGCUCAAGCUGCCCGACCUCCGCUCGCUCAACAACAUGCACUCUGAGCAGCUGCUCGCCUUCAAAGUUCAUUCCUGAGGUUUCCUCCCGUAACCUGACCUCUUCAUUCCGAUCGCAAACUUCAAAAAAUAAAUAAUGAAAUAAAAACAACCAGGGGGCUGCGCCACCGGACCACCAGCUCCACCUCACCUCCCACUCGACCACACCUGCACCACCACACCUCUACCAUGAAGCUUAAGGACCCUGCUCCUUCUGUCCUUCUGAAGUUGACAUUUAGAGGGAGAAAAGACCAUCAAAUGUUCUUGUACUGUACUGUAGGGCGUGACCGCCUGUGUGAUGGUAUUGCAUACAUACAGAAACACUGGUUGAUGUAUAUGUUUCUUGUGUUUGUGUGUAGCAGCUGUACAAACGUUAGAAGCACUUUUCUGUAUAGUGUAGGCUGGUAUUGUUUGCAUUCAUAGUGCAAUACGUGACUGCUAUUUGAUUUGAGCUGUGUAGCGACCAGUUUAAACUUUUAUUUCAGUGGCACUCAUUUUGAAUUGGUGCCGCACAAACCGUGUGAUAAAAACACACUGAACGACUGAUGUGAUAAAGUGCUCUGUUGUUAAAAACAACUUUAAAGAAAAAAAAAAGCACAUAACGAUUAGAGGAAUGUGGAGUAAAGCUGCUGAGAGUCCUGCUUCCCAGUUGGACCGUGAGAGAAACCAGAAUGUUGUUUACUUCGAAUGAAUGUGGGAAGCAGGUGUCUCAUUUGAGAACUUUCAUGCAGUUGUGUACAUGCUAUGCUGUGUUUCAGUCAGUUGCGGGUCAUUUUUUCCUAAUUUGAUUUGUGACAAAUCAAAUGAAUGAGUUAUCAGAAUUUUAUAGAUGGAGACAGAACCAAUGAACUCCGAGACUUUUUUUUUUUGACAAUGAGGAGGUUAAGUUUCCCUUCUGUUGGUGUGUUUGUGAGUUCCCAACAACUGCUGUCUCACUUGGUCGUGGUGAGUUUCGGACACCGGUCGGCACAAGAAACAUCGUCCAGAAGCCACCAGCGACUCCCGCCUGCUUGAACGAAAAGAAACUUCAUUUCUGUUUUACAAAACUGUACAGACUUUAGCUGAGUGUAGUUAAUGUGAAUAGAUAGGACUAUUCCACAUAAAGUAUGAUUGUAUUAUCAAUGAAGUGAUUGUAAUUUAAAGAAUUAAGCUGAAUUGAGGUGACAGCUGAGUUACUGGUGUUCUUCUUUUUGUUUUCUGUGUCGAUGAAUCCAGAAUGUCUGCCCUUUAAUAUCCAGAGCUUCUGUCAUUGUGUUAACAUUGCUGACAUGUGGUUCUGUUCUCCUCUGUGAAAGGAUUGCAGUAUGCAUAGGUUUCUAUAUAAAUAUAUACAUACUACCGUACAUACAUGACUGUAUAGUUGAAUAUAUAUCUAUAUAAAUAAAUUUUCAUAAAUGCUG
Mugil cephalus (flathead mullet) is the source of this 3656-nucleotide messenger RNA. RefSeq names its product nuclear receptor subfamily 1, group D, member 2b (gene nr1d2b). Gene Ontology annotation, biological process: hormone-mediated signaling pathway; negative regulation of transcription by RNA polymerase II; cell differentiation. The record is from RefSeq and is a predicted model, not a curated record. NCBI's taxonomy places the organism in Eukaryota, Metazoa, Chordata, Actinopteri, Mugiliformes, Mugilidae. Gene Ontology annotation, molecular function: RNA polymerase II cis-regulatory region sequence-specific DNA binding; zinc ion binding; nuclear receptor activity. Bases 518 to 2296 code for a protein of 592 amino acids. The transcript is spliced from 8 exons.